Gastrolobium bilobum is the source of this 2319-nucleotide messenger RNA. Its product is annotated as subtilisin-like protease SBT5.4. The coding region runs from base 1 to 2319 and encodes 772 amino acids. Gene Ontology annotation, molecular function: serine-type endopeptidase activity. The record is from RefSeq and is a predicted model, not a curated record. NCBI's taxonomy places the organism in Eukaryota, Viridiplantae, Streptophyta, Magnoliopsida, Fabales, Fabaceae. The transcript is spliced from 11 exons. Gene Ontology annotation, biological process: proteolysis.
AUGGGGUCUGCAAAGCAUUCAAUUUUCCUCUUAUUAUCAUUCAUCCUUUUUUCUCUGUUCCAAGCACCUGUUUUUGCAAUUAAAAAGUCUUACAUAGUAUACUUGGGAUCACACGAGCACGGUGCAGAAGUUACAGAUUCUGAUUUUGAAAGAGUUACUGAAUCUCAUUAUGAAUUCCUUCAAUCCUAUUUGGGAAGUUCUGAGAAAUCUAAAGAGGCAAUAAUAUAUUCUUACACAAGGCACAUUAAUGGCUUUGCUGCCAUCCUCGAAGAGGAAGAGGCUGCUGAUAUUGCAAAUCAUCCAAACGUUGUGUCAGUAUUCUUAAACCGAGGAAGAAAAUUACACACUACUCAUUCGUGGGAAUUUAUGUCACUGGAACAUAAUGGUGUAACUCGCUCUGAAUCCCUGUUUAGAAAAGCCAGAUUCGGUGAAGAUGCUAUUAUUGGCAAUCUUGACACUGGUGUAUGGCCGGAAUCUCCGAGCUUUAGAGAUGAGGGGAUAGGCCCCAUUCCUUCAAGGUGGAAAGGAACAUGUCAGAGUGAUACCACUGGCUUCCGUUGCAACAGGAAGCUCAUAGGAGCGAGGUACUUCAGCAAAGGCUAUUCUGCCUAUGCGGGGCCAGAUGCAAUCAAUAACAAUGUGCUUAACACAGCACGAGAUUAUGAAGGUCAUGGAUCUCACACGCUAUCAACAAUGGGAGGAAACUUUGUUCCUGGGGCAAAUGUCUUUGGCUUGGGUAAUGGAACUGCCAAAGGUGGUUCUCCUAAAUCCCGGGUUGCUACUUACAAGGUUUGCUGGCAACCAAUUGAUGGCAAUGAGUGCUUUGAUGCUGAUAUCAUGGCAGCCUUUGAUAUGGCCAUACAUGAUGGUGUUGAUGUUCUUUCCCUCUCUCUUGGAGGGAAUGCUGCUGAUUAUUUUGAUGAUGGUCUUUCAAUUGGUGCAUUUCAUGCUGUUAAGAAGGGCAUCCCUGUAAUCUGCUCAGCUGGGAAUUCUGGACCAACACCGGGAACUGUUUCAAAUAUUGCACCUUGGAUAUUAACAGUUGGUGCAAGCACCUUGGACAGAGAGUUUGAUACUAGUGUUGAACUCCAGAAUGGAAAGCUCUUUAAGGGAGCAAGCCUUUCUAAAGCUUUGCCGGAAGACAAGUAUUAUCCACUCAUUAGUGCUGCACAGGCAAAAGCGGCUAAUGCAUCAGUUGGAAACGCUAUUCUGUGUAAACAAGGAACAAUUGACCCCCAGAAGGUGAAGGGCCAAAUAUUGGUUUGUCUUAGAGGUGAAACUGCAAGAGUGGAAAAGAGCCUUGUUGCUUUGGAGGCUGGCGCUGCUGGGAUGAUUCUUUGUAAUGAUAAGCUUAGUGGUGAUGAGCUUAUUGCUGAUCCUCAUCUCCUGCCAGCAUCACAAAUUAAUUAUGAAGACGGUCUUGCUCUCUUUGCCUACAUCAAUUCUACCAAGAAUCCGCUAGGAUAUAUUCAUCCACCACAAACCAAGUUGCAGAUAAAGCCUGCUCCAGUCAUGGCAGCUUUCUCCUCUAGAGGGCCCAACACAAUCACACCCGAGAUCCUCAAGCCUGAUGUCACCGCUCCCGGUGUGAAUAUUAUUGCUGCCUACUCAGAAGGGAUUAGCCCGACAGAAAUGAACUUUGAUACACGCAGGGUUCCCUUUAUCACCAUGUCUGGAACAUCCAUGUCAUGCCCUCACGUGGCUGGAGUUGUUGGCCUUCUCAAGACACUCCACCCUGACUGGAGUCCAUCAGCUAUUAAAUCUGCAAUAAUUACAACUGCUAGGAUAAGGGACAACGAUGCUAAGCCAAUGCUUGAUGGCAAUAAUGUACUUAAGGCAACACCAUUUGCAUAUGGCUCUGGCCACAUCAGACCAAAUGGUGCUAUGGAUCCAGGAUUGGUCUAUGACCUAACCAUCAAUGAUUACCUAAACUUUCUUUGUAUCUCCGGUUAUAACCAGACCAUGAUAAAAUUGUUCCCUGGUACUCAAUAUCGUUGUCCUGAUAUAGUAAGCAUCCUGGAUUUCAACUACCCUACAGUAACAAUACCUAAACUCUACGGCUCAGUUACUUUGAACCGCAACGUGAAAAAUGUUGGUUCACCGGGUACUUAUACUGCAAGCCUCCGUGUACCUGCGGGCCUUAACAUGUCUGUGGAGCCUAAUAUCUUGAAAUUUGACAAGAUUGGUGAAGAGAAGAGCUUUAAGUUGACAGUUGAAGUUACAAGAGGUGGUCUGGCCACAGUAUUUGGAGGGUUAACAUGGUCAGAUGGCAAACAUCAUGUGAGGAGUACAAUUGUAGUUGGCGGCGUCAAAGGUUAG